AUGGCUUUCAAACUUCACCUUUCCGACAAGGAAACACAUAUAACUAAACUGACGUGGUUGAAGGAUGGAGUUGAAUUGGAGAAAUCCGUGGACUCAAAUCUGACGUGGCUGAAGGAUGGACUUGAAUUGGAGAAAUCGGUGGACUCAAAUGUGAUAUACGCGAAUGAUGGCAGUCUGAUUAUAUCAGCGGCUCGCUUAAGAGAUUCCGGUAACUAUACGUGUGAAGCCACAAAUAUUGCAAAUCGACGAUCGACAGAUCCUGUGACGCUUAGCGUUUACGUAGAGUCGUAA
Molecule: messenger RNA, 291 nt
Organism: Strongylus vulgaris
Lineage: Eukaryota; Metazoa; Nematoda; Chromadorea; Rhabditida; Strongylidae
Source: the annotation of a GenBank genome assembly